AUGAAGACAUCGUCUUGCAUGAUGUACUAUAAUCCUGCUCAUAAUUUGUCCUUGGCGGGAUCAGCCCAUGCAGUUGUAGCAACCACCCAUAACAGUACUGGUACUGCGCGCCUCAGGAAUACUAGGCUAUUAUUGACACAUGUUCAGAGACACUUGAAAUUAGUAUAUGCUUCAGAAUCUCAUGUCGGAAGGGAUUAUACAUAUAUUCUGAAAAAUAAAGGCAAUAUUAACAGUUCCUGUAAAGAGUUUUUGAUAGAGGAUUUUCAGAGACGAAGUCUCACCCCUACUUGGGAUACUUUAGAUAGGCGCUGGCCGGCGCAUAUUAUACAAGAACUCAUAAAUAAUGAAGCAAUAAUGUGUGAAAGCUCAAAAGGAGGAUUAUCAGGGAAUGUAAAUCCGUGUAAUUCUUUUAUACACAACAUACGGAACAUACAAAUCGUUAUGAUUACACAUAAUAAGGAAAUCCUACAAAAGAUUAGAUACAUAAAAGAGAGGGUUCUAACUACCCGAAUCAACAUUAUCAUAGAAUAUCAUAGAGAAUUAAGUGUGGCUGUCCAGGAGACUUUAUCAAUGAGAAAUAAAACAUUCAGCACCGAAGUAAAACAUCAAGCAAAAUAUCUCCUGGACCUCCAAAGGGAAAUGCGGAAAAUGCAUACGCUACAGCAGCGACUGAACGAAGGAAUCUUAGUAGGUAUCGCAAUAUUCAAAAUCCGGAAUCAUCAGCAAGAAUUCGGGAGAAUCCGUACUAUAAUCAUCAAGCAAUAA
This is a messenger RNA of Plasmodium inui San Antonio 1, 765 nucleotides long. RefSeq lists its product as hypothetical. The transcript has a single exon. The coding region runs from base 1 to 765 and encodes 254 amino acids. NCBI's taxonomy places the organism in Eukaryota, Apicomplexa, Aconoidasida, Haemosporida, Plasmodiidae. The record is from RefSeq and is a predicted model, not a curated record.